GGUUGCCUGGAGAGCACAGAGCGCCAAACGCAACAGGUUGUGGGACAAAGUUCUGUCCAGAAUCGCUGAUCCAGUUGCUGAGAAAAGUCACUUUACAGAAAGACUGCAAAGCACGUUCCCUAUCAUGUGGCCCCGGGGCAGUCCUGUGGACACCAGGACCGAGGUGGAGCAGCUUGCUAGGUUCUGCAGGGUCCUGACUCACUGCUACCAGAACGAAGUGCAAGCUGUCAGGGUGGGCCAGCUGCCAGAUGUGGGCUGGGAGAGGAAUUACGAGUCCUUGCUGAUGCUGGAAGGCCUGGAGAAGCUGGUGGCUGAUCUCCUGCAGAAGGUGGAGCAGCUUAAGAAAGAAUCAGCCGCUUGGAAUCGUCUGUGGUCGCCAGCCAGUUGCGCCCUCAGGAGACGGUGGCCAUGGGGGGACCCAUCCAGCCUUCCGCUGUGCCCCAUCCUCACGUACACAAGCGAGGCAGAGUUGAAGGAGUUGGAAGGAUUGAGACUCAGAGUGGCGCUGCUGGAGCAGGAGGUUCAGCUGCAUCAGGUCUUCAGUGAAACCCUUCACCUCUGCCUCACCUCCAGGUUGUUCUCCAAGGACUGUCCAAGCCCCACUGUGCUUCGAAGCCUGUACUCGCUCCUAGGUGAGGGAGGACUUCAGUUCCCUGCCCUGGUCCUGGACACAGAGCCUGACUAGGCCUGGUGGCACUGGGAGAACACCUUCUAAGUUAAUACCCAAGGGAAGGAAAUGACUGAAUGUCAGCAGAGCAGGAAGAUCAUGACUGGAUCAUUUCUGUGUCUUGUGUGGACAUCUAGUGAGGAGGAAGAAGAGUAAGAAUGGUUUCCCAGGCUUUUUUUACAUUGUUUAGUUGUGGAAAGUGUCGGCCGAGUUGUUUCUUCACAUUGCGCAAUUGACAUCACAUGAACCGCUGGAUCAGGUCACAUGAACUGUCGCAGAGCAAGUUUUACUGUGUAGUAUGGUUUGCUGCUGAGUUUGUGUGAAUGAGGAAUGACUGGCUCGUUCUUUUUUAUUUACGUAUGUCCAUUUCCUGUUUAACUGUAAGACUGGUAUUAACUUGCAGAUGAUGUAAACACACCAGCAGCCUUUGUUUUUUUCUUGGAGAUUGUGCUUCAUCGGCUUUGUCAUUUGUCUUCCCUAGAGCUUUUUUCUUUUGGUUAACAUUCAUUCCUAUUAUCAGGCUGUUUUUCAAAUGAUUAAUGUAUGUCAGUAUGACUAUGGAAAGGAAUUAUAAUUCAAGAUGGCAAAAAUCACCGAUUUCAUGUCACUGCUGAAUAAUCUCCAUCCUUCAUACUGAAGAAUGUUUUAACCAGAAAAAAUGACUUUUAAGACUGGCAUUGUUGCCGAGGUUUGGACCACUGUGACGUCUCAUUGCCAGCAGAUGGUGUGCUCCUCAUCGCUAGUUAAGACGAGAAAUCGUGAGCUCUGUUGUUGCUUCUCCUUAAAACGUAGUAAUAUUUGAAAAAAUUCCAAUUUAAAAUAAAACAUCUGAGCACCUGUCGUGAUGCUUUGCCAACCUUCAAAUGAAACGGCAUUAUUGAAUAUUUGUUCUCUUAUUUACAGCUG
Molecule: messenger RNA, 1573 nt
Organism: Scleropages formosus (Asian bonytongue)
Lineage: Eukaryota; Metazoa; Chordata; Actinopteri; Osteoglossiformes; Osteoglossidae
Product: tubulin epsilon and delta complex protein 2-like
Exons: 6
Coding region: 125-685 (186 amino acids)
Source: RefSeq, a predicted model, not a curated record